UGCCGCAUCUCAAGAUAGUUGCGGUCUGAAUUCGCCGGAGUGAGGAGCAACAUGAACUACGUGGGACUUAUCAUUGUGCUGAGCUGCCUUUGGCUCGGCUCGAACGCGAGUGAUCCGGAUGACCCUCUGUUGGUGCAGCUGCCCCAGGGCAAGCUACGUGGUCGCGAUAAUGGAAGCUACUACAGCUACGAAUCGAUUCCCUAUGCCGAACCGCCCACUGGCGAUCUACGAUUCGAGGCACCAGAGCCGUACAAACAAAAGUGGUCGGAUAUCUUCGAUGCCACCAAAACGCCGGUGGCGUGCCUGCAAUGGGAUCAGUUUACGCCUGGGGCCAACAAACUGGUAGGAGAGGAGGAUUGCCUGACCGUCAGCAUCUACAAGCCGAAGAAUAGCAAGAGGAGUAGCUUCCCGGUGGUAGCCCACAUUCAUGGAGGCGCCUUUAUGUUCGGUGCAGCAUGGCAAAAUGGACACGAGAACGUGAUGCGUGAGGGUAAAUUCAUUCUGGUGAAGAUAAGCUAUCGCCUGGGGCCAUUGGGUUUUGCUAGCACCGGCGACAGGGAUCUGCCCGGAAACUACGGACUGAAAGAUCAACGGCUGGCUCUCAAAUGGAUUAAGCAGAAUAUAGCCAGUUUCGGCGGAGAACCACAGAACGUACUGUUGAUUGGUCACUCCGCUGGAGGAGCUUCGGUCCAUCUGCAGAUGCUUCGUGAGGAUUUCGGUCAGCUGGCCAAGGCGGCAUUCUCGUUUAGCGGGAAUGCUCUGGAUCCAUGGGUUGUCCAGAAGGGCGCAAGGGGACGAGCCUUUGAACUGGGACGCACCGUGGGAUGUGAAUCGGCUGAAGACUCGGCCAGCCUGAAGAAAUGCCUUAAGUCCAAGUCUGCCAGUGAAUUAGUCACCGCCGUCCGUAAAUUCCUCGUAUUUUCCUACGUGCCCUUUGCUCCAUUUAGUCCUGUGCUGGAGCCAUCGGAUGCUCCAGACGCCUUUCUCACCCAGGAUCCCAGGGAGGUCAUUAAGAGCGGAAAGUUCGGACAGGUUCCCUGGGCUGUUUCCUACGUCACAGAGGAUGGUGGCUACAAUGCCGCCUUGCUUUUAAAGGAACGGAAAUCUGGAAUAGUUAUUGAUGAUCUGAACGAUCGUUGGCUUGAGUUGGCACCAUAUUUCCUAUUCUACCGGGACACGAAGACCAAGAAGGAUAUGGACGACUACUCGCGGAAGAUUAAGGAGGACUAUUUAGGCAAUCAGAAAUUUGACAUCGAAAGCUAUUCAGAAUUGCAGCGGCUGUUCACGGAUAUUCUCUUCAAGAAUAGCACACAGGAGUCAUUGGAUCUUCAUCGCAAAUAUGGAAAAAGUCCUGCCUACGCGUAUGUCUAUGACAAUCCGGCCGAAAAAGGAAUCGCACAGGUCCUGGCCAACCGAACCGAUUAUGAUUUUGGAACUGUGCAUGGUGACGACUACUUCUUGAUAUUCGAAAAUUUCGUUAGAGAAGUGGAAAUGCGUCCGGAUGAGGAGAUAAUUUCGAGAAAUUUUAUCAAUAUGCUGGCAGAUUUUGCUUCGAGUGAUAAUGGCGAUCUAAAAUAUGGCGAAUGCGCGUUCAAAAAUAACGUAGGUAGUGAGAAAUUCCAAUUAUUAGCUAUUUAUAUUGAUGGAUGCCAGAAUAGGCAGCAUGUGGAAUUUCCAUGAGUUACACGAAUAAAAACAAAUAUUUUUCGUUCUGUGUAA
This is a messenger RNA of Drosophila simulans, 1719 nucleotides long. RefSeq names its product esterase 6. The record is from RefSeq and is a predicted model, not a curated record. Bases 52 to 1680 code for a protein of 542 amino acids. The transcript is spliced from 2 exons. NCBI's taxonomy places the organism in Eukaryota, Metazoa, Arthropoda, Insecta, Diptera, Drosophilidae.